AUGCCUUUGCAAUCCUAUGUCUUGUGCACCUGCAAGAGCUUCAACUGCAAAUACAACCCAGAUGGUAGCAGACAAAAACUUCAAAUGGCUCAAAUAGGCUACCAGACAUCAGCUCUACCCUGUGGUUUAGUUUGGCAAAUCAACAUAAACUGGUUUCAAAUUGUCAAAGGCAAAUCUGGCUACCACUCAACUGUAGCUUUCUAUACUGUCAUUUGCAACAAUCUGUGUGAGAUUCAAUAUCUCGCAGAAGAGACCAUCCUUCUUAUGGUCAUUUCUGGACCUGAUAAGUCAUCCCUAGAGCAAAUGAAUUACCUGAUUGAGCUUUUUGUCGAAAGUAUGCUCCGGCUUAAAAAAAAUCACUAUCCUUUAUCAUACAACUGUUACAACUCGGAUGAAGUCUACUGUAACUGCCUCAAUAAAGAGGAUCAAGAGUACAGAAUCAAGAGGGUCAACUAG
Messenger RNA from Suillus bovinus, 456 nucleotides. RefSeq lists its product as uncharacterized. Lineage: Eukaryota; Fungi; Basidiomycota; Agaricomycetes; Boletales; Suillaceae. The record is from RefSeq and is a predicted model, not a curated record. The transcript has 2 exons. The coding region runs from base 1 to 456 and encodes 151 amino acids.